AUGAUCCGCACCCAUGUGACGUUCACCAAUAUAAAGUGCGCUUCAAAGGACAUUAAGUUCUCAAACUUUUCAAAGUGUUACAUAAAAGCGGUAAACCGUACUCAUAAAUAUAUCGAUUUCCAUAUAAAUAUCUAUCAAAAAAUGGUGGACAAUGUCACAGUUAACGUAAAGUUUAUGCGACAGGAUCAUGGCUAUAAGCCAUUUUUCGUUGAUGUCACCAUUGACGGCUGCAAGUUCCUUAAAAACCAACGGCAACCGAUGGCAAAAAUGAUUUUUGAUGUGUACAAGAGUAGUUCCAAUCUUAAUCACACAUGCCCAUAUAAUCACGACAUUAUUGUGGACCACCUUUGGACUGGAAACCUUGAAGGUGAUGUUUUGAAAUACCUCCCUUUAAAAAAUGGCGAUUAUGCUAUCUUUUCGGAAUGGUCUGCAUAUAAUGUUGUUCGAGCUAUUAUAAAUGUAUACAUACGGAUAACUAAUAAUUAA
Molecule: messenger RNA, 486 nt
Organism: Drosophila subpulchrella
Lineage: Eukaryota; Metazoa; Arthropoda; Insecta; Diptera; Drosophilidae
Exons: 3
Coding region: 1-486 (161 amino acids)
Source: RefSeq, a predicted model, not a curated record